GUGGCCGGGCGGCACUGAGCGCAUAGCAGGUUUGGGCGAGCGGGAAUCGGUGGUGGCCAGAGAGCCCUGAGAAUGAGAAGGCUUUGGGACAUUCUGUGAGCCAUUCCAGUAACAUCUCAAAGGCUGGCAGUCCAACCUCCGUUUCUGAUCCUCAUAGCUUCUCUCGAACCUCUAUUACGCCAUCCAAUCAGGACAUCUGCAGUUCCAGUGCAGUAUUUUCUGAAUGUUGUCAUCACAGUCCAGUGCAGUCUGCUGUUGUUUUGAAAAAUCCUCACUGCCAGAAUUCUCUGACCCAGGGGGUCACAGUGACAGUAAUCUGUCAGGACACGUUACAGGCAUCAAAGAGAAACUCCCAUGGGCAGGAUUGGGUCCAUGCGCUCGAGUCUGCUAAAAAUGCAAAAGCCGCCCGAGCUCUUAAAUUCUGCAAGUCCCUCAACGACGUGGACCAGAAGGCACAGAGCACCACAGAGAGCUCUAACUAUGGGGAGCGAACGUGCUCUGAAGGCAAACUGACCCCGACACAGGAGCAGUGUUUAAGGAUUAACAGAUUUAAUCAGAAAGAGAAGAAAUCACACAAUCUCAGACCUUCUUUUAGCAAUUCUAAACACUCUUACAUGCCGUCUCUUUCCCCCACCUACUUGAGCGCUUUGGGAGCAGCCGAGAACCACCACGCGGUGCAUAUACCUCUCCUGGAUGACAAGGUGGACAAUGAGACGUCAGCAAGAAGCAAAAAGCUGCUGCGCUACCUCUUUUCCUUCUCCCACAGCUUGAGUGCCAGCAGCCUGCAUAAAUUCCAUGAACUAGAGAGCUAUCCAAGCCACUUCCAAACUGCAAAAUCCUCCAGCGUGCUGGUGGAAAGCACAGGCUUCUACUCUGAUGACAUGGGGGAUGAUGACGUAUUCGAGGACAGUGCCUCCGUGAGGUUGAAAUCAAAGGAGCUGUGGGCACCACUCUGUUCAGUUGAGAAAGACAGUGACCUAGACUGCCCUUCUCCCCUGUCAGAAAAAUUCCCCCCUCUUUCCCCUGUGUCCACGUCGGGGGAUGCCUGCAGGAUAUGUCACUGUGAAGGAGAUGAGGAAAGCCCCUUGAUUACCCCCUGUCACUGCACAGGAAGUCAUUUUGUGCACCAAGCCUGCCUGCAGCAGUGGAUCAAGAGCUCAGACACCCGAUGUUGUGAACUCUGCAAGUAUGAGUUCAUCAUGGAGACCAAAUUAAAGCCCCUAUGAAAGUGGAGGAAGUUGCAGAUGACAGCCAGUGAGAGGAGGAAGAUCAUGUGCUCUGUAACAUUCCAUAUCAUUGCCAUCACCUGCGUCGUAUGGUCUCUGUAUGUCCUUAUAGACAGGACUGCUGAAGAGAUUAAACAGGGACAGACUACUGCAUGGAGAAAGAUGUCUGGAAGUGGGAAGCUGCCACCUGGCCCUGUUGCUUUUCCCAUCAUAGGGAACACACUGCAGCUCAAUACGAGGAACUUGCCUCAAUCUAUACAGGAGCUCAGUGUGAAGUAUGGCCCGGUUUUCACAAUAUACUUGGGCUCACUGCGGGUUGUGGUGCUGUAUGGACAGGAGGCUGUGAAGGAAGCUCUGAUUGAUCAAGCGGAUGAGUUCAGUGGAAGAGGAAAACUGGCACUGGCUGACAAGGUUAUCAAAGGAGGAGGCAUUAUUUUCAGCAAUGGGGAACGGUGGAAGCAGCUUCGCCGAUUUGCCCUCACCACCUUGAGAAACUUUGGGAUGGGGAAGAAAAGCGUUGAGGAACGAAUCCAAGAGGAAGCCCGUUUUCUGGUUGCAAGGCUCAGAAACACACACGAGCGACCCUUUGACCCCACCAUCCCUCUCACCCAUGCUGUCUCCAACAUCAUCUGUUCCAUUGUCUUUGGGGACCGGUUUGACUAUGAAGAUCAGAAGUUUCUGACAAUAAUUAAUCUCACACAGGAAAACAAUGAACUCCUUCGCUCUCUCCUGGGACAGCUGUACAAUUUUUUCCCAACUCUCAUGGAUUAUAUCCCUGGGCCUCACCAGCUGUUAAUUAAAAAUGCGGAGGAAUUUGAAAGGUUUGUUCUGGAGAGGGUGAAGAUGCACAAAGAGUCUCUGGAUCUUAGCUGCCCUCGAGACUUCAUUGAUGCUUUCCUCAUCAAAAUGGAACAGGAACGUCAAAACAACCAGUCGGAAUUUAACACUGAUAACUUGGUAAGAAGCACAUUGGAUUUAUUCUUUGCUGGAACGGGAACAUCCAGCACCACCCUGACAUAUGCGCUCCUGAUUCUUCUGAAAUACCCAGAAAUAGAAGAGAAAGUUCAUGAAGAGAUUGACCGUGUGGUUGGCCGAAACCGAAGCCCCUGCAUGGCGGACCGAAGCCAGAUGCCCUACACAGAUGCUGUGAUACACGAGGUGCAGAGAACUGCUAACAUUGUCCCGAUGGGUGUCCCACAUGCAGUGACGAGAGACACUCAUUUCAGAGAAUAUAUUAUCCCCAAGGGCACCACUAUAUUCCCUGUUCUGCAAUCGGUCCUACAUGACGGCAGAGAAUUUCCAAAGCCAGAGCAAUUUAACCCAGGACAUUUCUUGGAUGAAAAUGGUGCCUUUAGGAAGAGUGACUUCUUCAUUCCUUUUUCUGCAGGGAAGCGGAUUUGUGUGGGAGAGGGUCUGGCUCGGAUGGAGAUAUUUUUGAUACUGACAACAAUUUUGCAGAAUUUUACCUUGAAGCCUCUCGUUGACCCCAAGGACAUUGAUAUAACUCUAGUGACGAGUUUUGUAUCAAAUACACCAAAACCAUACCAGCUCUGUGUUUUGCCUCGAUAAAGACCAUGAAAAGCCACGACAGUGUGCUAGAGUAGUGCAUGAAUUUUGUUGUCUCAGGUCCUGGAUUCAUUAAUACAGAAAUUAACUCACUGUUUUGUAACAGAGACAGAUAAAUAACCCGAUUUUGUAAACAA
Gopherus evgoodei (Goodes thornscrub tortoise) is the source of this 2929-nucleotide messenger RNA. RefSeq names its product cytochrome P450 2H2-like. Gene Ontology annotation, cellular component: cytoplasm; intracellular membrane-bounded organelle. The record is from RefSeq and is a predicted model, not a curated record. Lineage: Eukaryota; Metazoa; Chordata; Testudines; Testudinidae. Gene Ontology annotation, molecular function: oxidoreductase activity, acting on paired donors, with incorporation or reduction of molecular oxygen, reduced flavin or flavoprotein as one donor, and incorporation of one atom of oxygen; iron ion binding; heme binding. The transcript has 15 exons. Bases 1245 to 2795 code for a protein of 516 amino acids. Gene Ontology annotation, biological process: xenobiotic metabolic process.